AUGACUACGGUUUCAGCACCUGGAGAGAACUUCGAGGUUCGCCAGACCUCUGCGACCAAAGAUUGGCAUCCAGAUCGUAAGCGUCGAAGUCUUGACAAAGCCAGACAAGCGCUUCUUGAUGAUAUCAUUGCUCUCUACAGCUGCGAGCCGACGAUUGAGAGAGUGGAGCGUUAUACACCUGAUUGCGUAUAUGAUGAUCAGUUUGUAUAUGCAAAUGAUCGUUACAAAUUGGCAGGCCAGUGGUUUGCUCUGCCAAAACUUUUCAAAGCGUCCAAGAACGAAGGUUACCAAGUCGUUCGCAGCGACGACGAAGUACUCCAAUUCAAGAAUGAACAAUCCUGGACCUUCAAGGUCAUUCCCAAAACCACCACCAUCAACGCACUCGUCACUCUCUCCCUAGAUCCCGAAACCGUACACAGCGACUUCGUCCGCGUCAAAGGACUCGGAUUUUCGUUCAAGAAGUGGCAGGCAGAUCAAGUGGCCAAGCAUAUGGAUUCGAGAGAGGUGGCUGCGUUUGAAGCGGAUAAAAAUGCCGGCAAGGAGCAUGUGAGGAAGUAUGGUGAUGGUAAAGGAGAUGCGCCUGAGAAGAACCUGUAGAUACUGGUGGGGAAGGACUUCAAUGUUUCGAAUUUCCCGGACAUUUUAUUAUCGUAGACUUUGAAUGUACGAUGCGUCGAUUGGACAUUGGGAACACCUGAAAUGUUGCGCUUGACUUGGAAUAUUGAACGUGAGUGCGGCGUGUUUGUUCCUCCGCAAGGGAGCCGCUUAUCAAUUUCCCUCGCAUCUUGGAACUUUGGCCAAGAACGAUCUGCUCAUCCUCCUUUGGGAUGUCCCGGCUCUAUCUGGAACAAUGAAUCAACGACAACCAAUAACACCACCAGAAUUUCCUGACCAAUUUCAAACAACAUUAGUACCCUGAAAUCAUAAGCUCCAAGUUCCUCUAGCUUCUAAUCUUUGAGUGAUCGAUGGAAGCUUUCCUCCUUGUUGCGGAGGACUCAUUUACUCAUUGUUCAUUAACUUGAAGCCGUGUGAAGGAUGGGAGGUAUCCGA
This is a messenger RNA of Hyaloscypha bicolor E, 1050 nucleotides long. RefSeq lists its product as uncharacterized. The record is from RefSeq and is a predicted model, not a curated record. NCBI's taxonomy places the organism in Eukaryota, Fungi, Ascomycota, Leotiomycetes, Helotiales, Hyaloscyphaceae. The coding region runs from base 1 to 597 and encodes 198 amino acids. The transcript is spliced from 5 exons.